CCUCCCUCCCUCCUUCCUUCCUUCCUUCCUUCCUUCCUUCCUUCCUUCCCUCCCUCUCUCUCCCCCUUCCUCGCUCUCCCCCCUCGCUCGCUCCCUCCUCCCUCCCCCUCCCACACCCUCCCGCCGCGCCCGCCCUCGCCUCGCUCCCUCCCCUCCCUAGCACUGCAGCAUUCGCCGACUGCAGCUCCAGCCGCCGCCUGCGUCUCUCUGGCCUCCGCAGCCCGUCGCCACCAGCACCAUGGCCAGCACCGUGUCCGCCUACAAGGAGAAGAUGAAGGAGCUGUCCGUGCUGUCACUCAUCUGCUCCUGCUUCUACUCACAGCCUCACCCCAACACCAUCUACCAGUAUGGGGACAUGGAGGUGAAGCAGCUGGAUAAGCGGGCCUCUGGCCAGAGCUUCGAGGUCAUCCUCAAGUCCCCUUCUGACCUGUCCCCAGAGAGCCCUGUGCUCUCCUCUCCCCCCAAGAGGAAGGACGCCUCCCUGGAGGAGCUGCAGAGGCGACUGGAGGCAGCUGAGGAGCGGAGGAAGACACAGGAGGCUCAGGUGCUGAAGCAGCUGGCGGAGCGGCGCGAGCACGAGCGCGAGGUGCUGCACAAGGCGCUGGAGGAGAACAACAACUUCAGCCGCCUGGCGGAGGAGAAGCUCAACUACAAGAUGGAGCUCAGCAAGGAGAUCCGCGAGGCGCACCUGGCGGCGCUGCGGGAGAGGCUGCGCGAGAAGGAGCUGCAUGCGGCGGAGGUGCGCCGGAACAAGGAGCAGCGGGAGGAGAUGUCGGGCUAAGGGGCACUGGACACAGCGGUGACAAGAACGAGUUUUUUGUUUGUUUGUUUGUUUGUUUUUGUUUUGUUCAACUCUGCCUAGAUGCAACUUUUGUUCCUGCUGCAUCCCUCCCCGCCCCCGCACCCCCAGCCUCAUGCUUCUCUUUCCGCACUCCGCACUCCCAGUUGUCCAGUCCUGAUGGUGCGUCUGACCAUGGGCUCUCCCCGGAGGAGCCACCAGGGUGUGAGACAUGGUCCCUCAAUUCAGAUACAGGACCAGGUGUGGUUAGGUCCCCUCUCGGUGGCUCCCUUAGUGGAUAUGGUGGCAACCUUAAUAAAUCUAAUGGCAGUG
Marmota flaviventris (yellow-bellied marmot) is the source of this 1111-nucleotide messenger RNA. RefSeq names its product stathmin 3 (gene Stmn3). Lineage: Eukaryota; Metazoa; Chordata; Mammalia; Rodentia; Sciuridae. Gene Ontology annotation, molecular function: tubulin binding. Gene Ontology annotation, biological process: microtubule depolymerization; neuron projection development; regulation of microtubule polymerization or depolymerization. Gene Ontology annotation, cellular component: neuron projection; cytoplasm. The record is from RefSeq and is a predicted model, not a curated record.